AUCGCCGCCGAGGAGACGGAGCGCCGCAUGGACUUCUACGCCGAGCCCGGCGUCUCCUUCUACGUGCUGUGCCCGGAGGCCGCCUGCGGCGACAAUUUCCACGUCUGGAGUGAGAGUGAGGACUGCUUACCUUUUCUGCAGCUCGCGCAGGAUUACAUCUCUUCCUGUGGGAAAAAGACACUCCAUGAAAUACUGGAAAAAGUCUUCAAAUCCUUCAGACCUCUACUUGGGCUUCCAGAUGUUGAUGAUGAUGCGUUUGAAGAAUAUAAUGCAGAUAUGGAAGAAGAGGAACCAGAAGCGGAUCACCAACAAAUGGGUGUCAGUCAGCAGUAAUUUUCAGAGGAGCUGUAAAAUUGGGAAUCCCGUGGCACCAGGUGGGGUCAGAUAGUCCCACGUUAGCCUGUUCGAUUUAGCGCAUCACAUGGGGAUAUCUGGCUCCCAGGAUACAAGUUUUAUGAAAUGUUUAUUUAAAAAAAAUAAUAACAAUCUGUGAUGGGCUUUGCUAAGAAGUGACCUGAAUUUUGCUCCUGCUUCAGUGGAGUUUUUAUGGAGUUGUCUUGGUAGUAUUCUGCCAUUACCAGUCUAGAAGUAGUUUUGUUGCUGACUGUCUCCUUGAUUUGUGUUUGAGAGUAACGUUCACUGACAUGAAUGUAGGGUUGCCUUGAAUGUAGGGACUGCAGGGCCGGCGUGCUGAGCACUCCUUGCGCGUCACCUCUCGGGGAAAUUGGUGCAGAGAGUAGAUGCAACCAGCACUUUUCUCUUUAGUUCAAAGGCUGUGGUUUGUGGCUCUCUACCAGACAGAGCACCAUACUUUGAGAAGUUUCUCCUGAAAAACACUAGUUUAAUAGUGAUCAGUGUUGCAGAAAUGCACGUGGUGGCUCAGCUAAAACGAUGGAGAGUGAGAAGUCCAGGAGGUAUUUGAGUCGGACCUGUUAAUGUCAUUUUACUGACACCUGAGUUUACAAGUGAUUGGAUUCAUAACCGGAAGCAAUUAGAGCUCUGGUAUUGACAGUACAUAUCAAAACGAACCUGGGUACUCUCACACCAUUUAACCCAAGCCAAAUACUGUUUUUGUACAAAUUCAAUCAAUUACAGACAGCCAUUGCAUAUCCCAUGUCUGCAUGAAAACUGACUGUAAGCUUCACUAUUUUUAAAACGUCGAUAAAUUACUACACAAAUCUUGCAGUGUCGCCAACUGAAGUGCAACUUAACUAGGAAGCCAUAAGUGUAUAAACCAGCUUGUAACAUUAUGCUGGACCUUUUCCUCCCUCUGGGCCUUUGAGUUAAUCUGGGCAUUUCCACCUCUGACAAGAGGAGCUAAAAUACUACCCAAGCAGGAGGCCCCCUUGUAUCUUAUACCUACUUUGCAUAGGUUUAAGUGGCUCCAAUGAGUGCCAGACUGUGAAGAUGCAGGGUCUCUUUAUUUACAUGCCUUUUGUACUGAAAAUAUAAGAAGCAGAGUGAUGCUGUUGUAAGACAUCUGUUUUCUGUGGCUGAACGUAGUGUUUCUGAAUUUAUUCCUUUCUUCCAGUUUCUUUUUAAAUGGCAAAAUGAAGGUCACACACUUCGAAAGCCCUUUUAUAAGAAUUAGCUUUAUACAAACAAAAAGUGAGCAAAGAGAAUGAUAGGACAAUUCCCAGAAACAGCUCUCACCAUUUUGAAAACCCCGUUGGUAGCAACAUCUCCUUUUCCAUAGACUUUUAAAAGACUUUUAUUUUUCAAGAUUACUUAAGAGAGGAAGUUUUCUUGGGGAUUUACAUUUCUGAUGAUGGGUUCAGAGGUGCAGAGCACCUUGUUUUUUCCAGCCUGAGGCAAAGAUCUUCCAUAACCAGGAUGGUGUGCGGUACCCGAUUACGUACAGAAGUGUCUGCAAUGCUUUCAAAGUUCAGGUUUAAGAAUAUAAAAAAGAAUGGAAGAGAAACAGAGCUUAAUGAAACCUUGUACAUUCUUCUGGCAUGCAGGCAUAAACAUGGUAGUUGCAACACAUUUUCUAUGGACUAGUGACGUGAGAACUGUGGCAGUUCAUUGUUUAACACUGUGCAGCAGCAAUAGGCUUUUUGCUUACAGUUAUAAAGUGUAAGAACAGUGGGUUCCAUCCCUGCUUUAGGUCCCUAAGUUUUUGUUCCUCCCCAUGAAAAAAGAUGUCAUAACCUUGCUUCAGGAGAAGCUUUCUCUUUGUAGCAUCCAUUGCUUUGGUUACGGCUCGUACAAAUGGAUCUUUUGGGGCUGGCUUCCCUCUGCUGCAGUGCCAAGCAAGAUGUAAUUUACAGUAGCACAAACUAUUGAUUGAAUUGUUAAUGAGCGGUUGAACAUUAAUAUGGAUGUAUGCAAACAUAAAGCUGUAAAUCAUGUAGAUAUAUUAUUUUCAGCAUUCACUAACUCACUUUUUCUGGAAUGCCAUGUGCCAUUGGAGUGAUCUCUCCACCAGAGUGCAAGUGCUUGGUAGAUGGGGGCUGUUCUGCAAGGCUCUCACUACGGCCAGCAAGAUUGUGUUCAAAUGCAACUCUGGAGGCUGCAUGAGCUCAGCCCUGCAGAGAGCUGCACACUUGUGUCUCCCCUCAUGCUGCUGGGAGCAGAGUGUGCAGCCUCACUGCUGUACUGAAGCACUGCCAGGCAACACUAACAAUAAACUGGAAUUUUAUACACAGAAAACUUAAGUGACGUGUGUAUUAAAUGUGAAUGAGCAUUAAUAUAGAAUGUAUUUUAUCAAAAAAUAUUGAUUGCUUCCUUUGACCAAAUACAUUUCUGUAUGAACAUGUUACGUGUUCCAUACUUACCUAAUGCUUCAUUGUAUCACAAAGUAUUUACAUGUUU
This is a messenger RNA of Meleagris gallopavo (turkey), 2814 nucleotides long. RefSeq names its product maturin, neural progenitor differentiation regulator homolog (gene MTURN). Gene Ontology annotation, biological process: regulation of signaling; positive regulation of megakaryocyte differentiation. NCBI's taxonomy places the organism in Eukaryota, Metazoa, Chordata, Aves, Galliformes, Phasianidae. Gene Ontology annotation, cellular component: cytoplasm. The record is from RefSeq and is a predicted model, not a curated record.